AUGUCGGCUCUGGCUAUUCUUACGGCAACACCACCGGAACCACCUCUCCCUUCCUCUCCUCACUCCCAUUCUCCUCCACACCCUUUCCCACCCUUUCCCACCUUUCUCCACCUUUCUCCGCCCCUUUCAGAGCAGCAGCAGGCAACGGGCACGUGCAGUAUGCAGCAGGCACGGGCUAUUCAUAUGGCGACACCAGCGGCAUGGCUCCCUGCACUCGUCUCGCCAUCUGCAAAGUUUUUUGGAAGCAGAGAGGGCAGAGGACUCAACCCCUCUCAAAUCCCCCCUGCUCUCCCCUUGGCCCCACCCCUCCCCUUGUACCCUACCCCUCCCUCUGUCCCUGUAUUCAUCCCCCAUCCUUUCCCACAGUCUCUCCUUCCCCCACUUUCAGAGCAGCAGCAGGCAAGGGGCACGUGCAGUAUGCAGCAGGCACGGGCUAUUCAAAUGGCAACAUCAGCGGCACCACCUCUCCUUUCCUCUCCUCACCCCCCAUCUCCUACACACACUUCCCCACCAUUCCCCACCACUUUCAGAGCAGCAGCAGGCAACGGGCAUGUGCAGUAUGCAGCAGGCACGGGUUAUUCAUACGGCAACACCAGCGGCAUGGCUCCCCGUGCUCGACUCGCCAUCUACAAAGUUCUCUGGAAGCAGAGAGACGGACAGACGCUUGCAACGUACUCGGACAUCCGCGCAGCCGUUGAUGCGGCUGUAUCCGACGGUGUGGAUGUGCUCUCCAUCUCCCUGGGAGGGAACGUUCCGAGUUACUUCUCAGACAUCGCGUAUCUCAAUGCUGCAAAGGCUGGCGUGUUCAUUGCAAUGGCUGCGGGGAAUUCCGGUCGCCCGAGCCCCAAAAAGCUGGUGGGCACCAUCGGGAAUGCCUCGCCCUUCUACCUCACUGUCGGCGCCAGCUCCAUAAGCCGCACCGUCAGCGGGAGCGGUGCUGGUGGUGGGAAGCAGUGCCUCUCCCUCAGGAACUGUCAGCACACUGAAGCUUAA
Molecule: messenger RNA, 993 nt
Organism: Closterium sp. Naga37s-1
Lineage: Eukaryota; Viridiplantae; Streptophyta; Zygnematophyceae; Desmidiales; Closteriaceae
Source: the annotation of a GenBank genome assembly